AUGCGUAACGCUGCGCAGCAGCUCCGUCGAUCGCAUAAAUAUGUCACUGCUCGUCGUACUACUUCGUCUACAUCUACCUCUUCAUUUGAUAUUUCUCAUACCACGCCGGCUUUUGUGCAGCCUCGUGCAAAUUCUACGCUAGAUGCAAUCCAUCCCCAGCACGUGAAGGCAGACGCGACUGGUGUUGUGGUUGGAAUUGCCAUCGCGGGUGCACUGAUUAGUGUAGGAAAGAUGUGGUGGGAUGGCUCUGUGCUGUCUUCUAAGGACACGGAGCUGGUAGCCUUGAAAGAGAUCCCCCAAGCAGAGAUUGUUGUUUUCUUCACGGAGCUGACGGCGGCUGUCAAGGACCUAUUUUCACAACUGCCAGAGAUUGAAGAUGCAGUGCGAAAGUAUGUGAAGGAUAACAAUCAUGAGCUGAGCGACGCCGAAAUCCAGCAGGCUGUUCUGUCACAAUUGUAUCAGAUGAUGGAAGGGAUUGAGCAGCAGAUUGCUGGAAAGCGCAAGUGGAGCCGUCAAAGUUUGGAGUUUGCGCUUGAAAAGUACGCGGAGGACGCAGCAAUUCUUAAGCUACAGGAUGACCUGAACAACCUGAUGCAAACCGUGUUUCCAGCUCCAAAACUGGUUGAGAUCCCUGAAAACCUCACUGCCGACAAGACACUGGCGAUUCUGAAGGAGAUGGUAGCUGGCAUGGAGAAGGCCAUGUUGGAUAUGCUUGCACAUGCGCGCGAAGAAGGGAUCAAUGAUAUCAGAAAGGCUAUGGAGGAUUUUCAGUAUCUGUACAUGGAGCACGUUGAGCAGGCAACAAAGGCGCAGAUGAAAGCGCACGGUAUAUCUCAGGAGAUUUUCACGGCAGCUUUGCAAAAGUACCACACCGAGAAUGAGCAGUUUCGGCAACAAGUGGAGCAGAUAUACACCAAGCAGGCCAAGGCCUUUCAAAAAAUGGGUCUGCCUGUGCAGACUCCAUAA
This is a messenger RNA of Peronospora belbahrii, 966 nucleotides long. Lineage: Eukaryota; Oomycota; Peronosporomycetes; Peronosporales; Peronosporaceae. The record is from the annotation of a GenBank genome assembly.